Messenger RNA from Frieseomelitta varia, 1426 nucleotides. It is a transcript of the gene dbe, whose product is annotated as KRR1 small subunit processome component homolog. Gene Ontology annotation, cellular component: nucleolus; small-subunit processome. The coding region runs from base 307 to 1329 and encodes 340 amino acids. Gene Ontology annotation, molecular function: RNA binding. The record is from RefSeq and is a predicted model, not a curated record. NCBI's taxonomy places the organism in Eukaryota, Metazoa, Arthropoda, Insecta, Hymenoptera, Apidae. The transcript has a single exon.
GAACAUUUCGUUUAAACGCUUCGGUAGUGGGCUCCAUCUUGCAAUUGCGCGAUUCGUCCGCUGGUGAAUGUCAGUAACCUAACCUCAAUUCUAGCUCGACACGCUCAAUUGUCACGUGUAAGUACCAAGUAAACAAAUACUAAAAUUUUUAUCGUAUACGUCGAUUUCGAAACGGUGUUACAAAACAUUAUUAUGAUAUCAAUGAGAUCAAUUCUAUUCUUGUAACGUGAAAGUGAUCAAACGAUUCUUGGUGUGAAAUUCGGUAAGUUUAACCGUUUAAUGGAGUGAUAGAACACUGUGUGAAGAAUGAGUGAUUCCGAAAAAGAGGAUGGUCCGACUACAACAGGACCGGUGGACAAUGCUUGGUCGUUAAAAAUCCCAUCUUUUAAGCCUGAGGAUAAUCCUCAUCGUUUGCUCGAAGAGAGUUCAUUCGCUACUUUGUUCCCCAAGUAUAGAGAACAAUACUUGAAAGAACAUUGGCCAUUAAUUCAGAAAGCGUUAGACGAGCAUGCACUCAAGGCUGAGAUGGAUCUGGUCGAAGGUAGCAUGACUGUGAAGACUACCAGAAAAACGUGGGAUCCUUACAUUAUAAUUAAAGCUCGUGACAUGAUUAAACUCAUGUCUAGGUCUGUACCAUUCGAGCAAGCGGUGAGAGUACUUCAAGAUGACAUUGGUGCAGAUAUCAUAAAAAUCUCCUCUUUCGUAAGAAACAGAGAUAAAUUUGUCAAGAGACGUCAGAGACUCAUAGGCCCAAAAGGGUGUACCUUGAAAUCCAUCGAAUUGUUGACAAACUGUUACGUUGUAGUGCAAGGACAGACUGUAGCUGCACUAGGCCCUUACAAAGGUCUUGCCCAAGCAAGACGUAUUAUUGAAGAUACUAUGAAGAAUAUUCAUCCCAUUUACAACAUCAAAGCAUUGAUGAUUAAGAGAGAACUGGCUAAGGAUCCAAAAUUGAAAAAUGAAAAUUGGGAAAGAUUUUUGCCUAAAUUCAACAGUAAGAAUAUUAGCAAGAGGAAACAACCGAAGAACAAGAAAGAAAAGAAACCGUAUACUCCGUUCCCACCUCCUCAACAAGAGAGCAAGAUAGACAAGAUGAUGGCUUCUGGAGAAUAUUUCUUAAAGGAGGAGCAAAAGAUAGCGAAGAGAAAGAGAGAGCAGAACAUGAGGCACCAGGAGGCUGAGAAGAAAAGGCAAGAACGCAGAGCGCAAGCGUUUGUACCACCUGAAGAGGAGUCUAAAGAAAAGAAAGAACAGAGUGACGAUGUAAAUUUGGAUGAAUUUAAGAAGAAGGUUAAAAAGGCACUGAAGAAACGCGGUGCCCAGUCAUAGCAUUUGCUAGCAAAUUCGCAAACUGAUGUCAUUUGCUAAAUUGUCAAUUGUUGCUUGUACAUUAUACAUGUUUUCAAUAAAAUAGAAGUUUAAGAAA